Messenger RNA from Papaver somniferum (opium poppy), 2678 nucleotides. Its product is annotated as TOM1-like protein 9. The transcript is spliced from 10 exons. Gene Ontology annotation, biological process: protein transport to vacuole involved in ubiquitin-dependent protein catabolic process via the multivesicular body sorting pathway. The record is from RefSeq and is a predicted model, not a curated record. Bases 398 to 2431 code for a protein of 677 amino acids. Gene Ontology annotation, molecular function: ubiquitin binding; phosphatidylinositol binding. Lineage: Eukaryota; Viridiplantae; Streptophyta; Magnoliopsida; Ranunculales; Papaveraceae.
UCCAUUAAAGAAAAAAUCGGGGAGAGAGAAACAGCGAAGAAAUCCAGAAGAAGAAGAAGAAAGAAGAUGAUAUAUGAGAAAUAAUUAAAACGGAGGAUCGUCUACGAGGAUUUCGGUCGAAAGUUGAAAUCCAACUAAAUCAAAUCCGCCCCUCUUUGUCUCUCUCUCCCUCUAGAAUUUAGCCAAUCUUUAUUCUCUCUUUCUAAAAUUUGACCUAAUUCUUUUCUUCUACUUCUUCUUCUCACUUACCACCUGAAACAAAUUUCCUAAAUAUUUACUGGAAAUUUCCGUUGAAAUUCGUUGUGAUUUUUCAUCAGUUUUGAUCAGAUUAAAGAAUUUUUGAGGGAAUUUUUUUCUUUUCAGAAUUUGAACUACUGUAGUGAUAUAGUUGGGAAUAAUGGUGAGUUCAUCGUUGGUGGAUAGAGCUACGAGUGAUCAGUUAAUUGGUCCUGAUUGGGCUAUGAAUAUUGAGAUCUGUGAUAUUCUUAAUCAUGAUCCCGGGCAAGCAAGAGAUGUUGUCAAAGGUCUUAAGAAGCGCAUUGGUAGUCGAAAUUCAAAAGUUCAACUUCUGGCUCUCACAUUGUUGGAGACUGUAAUCAAGAAUUGUGGGGAUAUUGUUCAUAUGCAUGUUGCAGAAAAAGACGUUCUUCAUGAGAUGGUUAGGAUAGUAAAGAAGAAGCCUGAUUUUCGUGUUAAGGAAAAGAUUUUGAUUCUAAUAGAUACCUGGCAAGAAGCUUUCGGAGGACCAAGGGCAAGAUAUCCUCAAUACUACGCUGCUUACCAAGAGUUGCUGCGUGCUGGAGCAGUAUUUCCUCAGAGAUCUGAGAGGGCACCAAUUUUCACACCACCACAGACACAACCUCUGCCCUCUUAUCCUCAAAAUAUACGCAAUGCCGAUCACCAGCCAGAUGCGCCUGAGUCCUCUGGGGUUUCUGAUCUUCCAACUUUGAGUGUGACAGAGGUUCAGAAUGCGCGUGGUAUCAUGGAUGUCCUUGCUGAAAUGCUAAGUGCUCUUGAUCCAGGGAACAGAGAGGGUCUUAGACAAGAGGUGAUCGUUGACCUAGUUGAUCAGUGCCGCACAUACAAGCAGAGGGUGGUACACCUUGUUAACACGACUUCGGAUGAAGAGCUUCUCUGUCAAGGUCUAGCACUGAAUGAUGAUUUGCAGCGUGUACUUGCCAAACAUGAAUCAAUCGCAUCAGGUUCUGCUGGCCUUGAGAAAUCCAGAACCUCUGUUACCGUAGAGAAACCAAAAACUCUUCAGUCAUUAGUGGAUAUCGAUGAUGCUGUUGGGACUAAAGAUGAUACCGCACAUCCUGAUGGGAGGGCCAGUUCAGGUGCAAGUACAAGCCAGCCUGUUCCGUUGCUGGUACCUGUACCUACAUCCAAUGGUUCGGUCACUCCCCCUUCAGUAAAGGUUGAUCCAAAAAUGGACCUUCUCAGCGGUGAAGAUUUUGACAAUUCACUAGCUCUUGUUCCUGUUGAUGCACCACAGCCCACCACACCUGUAUCAUCUCAGCAGAACAACAUCCUUGCGCUUACCGAUAUGUUUUCACAGAGUAACAUAAACUCAGCUUCUCAGCCAACUUAUGGAGCUGGACAAACUUACCCUCCAACAUCGCAAUUUCAGCCUCAGCAACAACAAACAUUUUAUACAAAUGGCAGUGCCCCACCGUCAUAUGAAUCACCAUUCGGCCAACAACCUAAUCCUUCGUGGAAUGGGCAAGUUGCUCAGGGCUUGAAUCAACAGCAGCCCCAGUCUCCUUACAGUCCUCAAAGCAGCAGUGAGGCCUUCCCACCACCACCCUGGGAGGUUCAGGCAACAAACACAAAUCCCCAUCAACCACCAAUGCAGAUGACUCAGGUAGUGGUCACACACACCCAACCAGCACAAAAUGGCCCAUAUGGACAGCCAAUGGGGAACGAACAAGUUGUGGGUAUGUACGUUCAACCAAUCACCAGUGGCCAGCUAACAUCACUACAAAACCAUCCAAUCCAGAGCAAUAUGGGUAUGCCUAAUCAGCAGCAAAUGCACGGAGGUCAAAUGAUGGGGGGAAUGGUUCCUCCUCAGACAAUGUACGGUGGAAGUCAGAUGAUGGGGGGAAUGGUUCCUCAGACAAUGCAUGGAGGAGGUCAAAUGAUGGGGGGAAUGAUCCCUCCUCAGACAAUGCACGGUUAUGGAGGUGGCAAUUUUAGUUCUGUGAAUAAUCCUCAUAUGAUGCAACAGAGUGGGCAGCACAUGACUCAGCUCUAUGAGCAACAAAGAGCGAUGAUGUAUGGUGGUGGUGGGCAAGAUAACAGUUCAUUGAGGAGCUCUGCUACUUCCUAUUCUUCAUAUAAAUCACCCAUGAAACAGUCCAAGCCAGAAGAUAAGUUGUUUGGAGACCUAGUGGACAUGUCAAAAUUCAAAGCUAAGAAUUCCACUAGUUGAGUAGAAACACUUUUUUUCUCUUUUUUACUUAAUUUUUUUAUGAUGAAGAUAUUCCUUUUUUUUCUCUUAUUUUAACACUGUUUUCGAUAUAUAUUUUUACCCUUUCUUUUAGUCUUUGUUUUGGCGUUCAUAUUUGUGUACAUUCCCUGUAGAGAGAAGGAAAAAAGUAAAAGAACAAAAAAAGUCAGUAGGCUUGAUUCGCUUGAAUUUGUUUUUGAUUACUACGAUAAUUGAUCUUUGUGCAAAA